Molecule: messenger RNA, 231 nt
Organism: Prunus armeniaca (apricot)
Lineage: Eukaryota; Viridiplantae; Streptophyta; Magnoliopsida; Rosales; Rosaceae
Source: the annotation of a GenBank genome assembly
AUGUUCAAUGAAGAAGCAAGAAGGAAAGAACAAGACAUAGCAGCCGAGUCAGAAGCCCUCGUCUCAGAGUAUAGUGGAAGAAGUAGCAAUAGAAAACUCCACAGGAGAGAAAAGUCAAAGAUAAGGUCGAAAGAUGACUCGAAGGGUAGGUCCAAGACAAGAAAGGACCUAGAAUGUUACCAUUGUGGAAGGAUAGGCCACAUGAAGAAGGAGUGCAUGCUGUUUAAAUGA